CUUAUAUUUCACAGAGUGCCUUUGUUAUGCUACUGAGUUAGAUCUUCCCAUGUUUCAUAAUUUGGCUCUCUUAAACUUUGAUGUUGGUGGUUGUUUGUGGCAUGUGCUCCCACACUUGCUUCAUCGGGCUCCUAAUCUUGCAGUACUUGUCUUUGAGAAGGAAUGCGAUGAGGAAGAUACUUCCAUAAUAGAAUGGAUGUCCUAUGAGGACGUUCCUAUAUGUAUAUCAUUGCACCUCAAGACAUUUCAUUUUAUAGGAUUUAAAGGGUUAACGUAUGAGCUGGAAUUUGUUGGACAUAUCCUUAAGACGGCAAGAUUCUUAAAGACGAUGACAGUCUCUUCUGCUGAUAUAGAUUCAGAGGAGUUUCGUGUUCUCAAGGAGUUAUUGAUGUUACCAAGGGAAUCCAGGACUUGUCAAAUUGCAUUUAGCUGAAGUAUAUUUCAUUAUCAUUUCUCUCUGUUACUAAAGCACUGUAUUUGGUUCAUUUGAAUCAAGGCAGGUAAAAGUAGGAAAGAGAAAUCCAACAAGUCUGAUUUACUGUGCUUUUAAGUAGUGAUGUUGCCUUGUUCUUUUAAUUCAUACCCAAGUCUUGGAAAAUGUUGUUAACCUAAUUUUAUUUUAGUAGGAACAAUAUGACAGAGCUGCUGAUGUUAAAAUCAAAAUAUAUUG
Molecule: messenger RNA, 670 nt
Organism: Quercus lobata
Lineage: Eukaryota; Viridiplantae; Streptophyta; Magnoliopsida; Fagales; Fagaceae
Product: F-box/LRR-repeat protein At2g29930-like
Exons: 3
Coding region: 50-433 (127 amino acids)
Source: RefSeq, a predicted model, not a curated record